Physella acuta is the source of this 111-nucleotide messenger RNA. RefSeq names its product histidine-rich glycoprotein-like. The record is from RefSeq and is a predicted model, not a curated record. NCBI's taxonomy places the organism in Eukaryota, Metazoa, Mollusca, Gastropoda, Physidae.
CCACCCCCACAUGGCCCACCCCCACAUGGCCCACCACCCCCACAUGGCCCACCACCCCCACAUGGCCCACCCCCACAUGGCCCACCACCACAUGGCCCACCACCACAUGGC